UCAGGUGUGUUUCUCUUUUGACAUAUUGAGAAAACGAAGCAGCUUGGAAACGACACAACCUGCCAGGUGGGAAAAGGGAGGCUGAUAAAACUCUAAAUGGUCUUUCCCAACGUCGUCCCCUCCUUCCCUUCUGUGUGGUAUCGUCGGGGUACUUCGGCCUCUGCCGCUCGCGGGCCCCGUGUUGCUGUCGGGGGACACCAAGACUUCCCACCCACCCCCCAGCCUCGGAGAGGGAGGAGCCGCCAUGGACAGGACCGCGGUGGCCAAAAUGGGAGCGGUGGCCAGCGCCAGCGUGUGCGCCCUGGUGGGGGGAGUCGUCCUGGCCCAGUACAUCUUCACCAUGAAGAAGAAGACGGGCAGGAAGACCAAGAUCAUCGAGAUGCCUGUAUGCAAGCCCUGCAUCUCUGGACGUUGCUUACCACCUAUGCUGUUGCAGUAGGACAAAAUCAAGGACAGAAGAAUCAAGAGUGCCCUAAGCUCAACGCACAGAUGCCAGAAUUUCAGAAGAAGACUGUCCAUAUCAAGGACCCAGGAAGAGUAGAAGAAAUCAUCUGUGGACUCAUCAAAGGUGGAGCUGCCAAACUUCAGAUCAUUACAGAUUUUGAUAUGACAUUAAGUAGAUUUUCUUACAAUGGAAAAAGAUGUCCAACAUGUCACAAUGUCAUUGAUAACUGUAAGCUCAUCACAGAAGAAUGUCGGAAAAAGUUAUUGCAGCUGAAAGAAACAUAUUAUGCUAUUGAAAUUGACCCUGAUCUUACCAUUGAAGAAAAAUAUCCUUACAUGGUUGAAUGGUACAAUAAAUCACAUACUUUACUUGUUGAACAAGGUUUACAAAAGGAUAAAUUUGCAGAGAUCGUGAGGGAAUCUGAUGUUAUGCUGAAGGAAGGAUAUGAGAACUUCUUUGAUAAGCUCAAUGAACAUAAUAUUCCUGUGUUCAUAUUUUCUGCUGGGAUUGGAGACAUUCUAGAGGAAGUCAUCCAUCAGGCUGGUGUCUACCAUUCUAAUGUCAAAGUAGUUUCCAAUUUCAUGGAUUUUGAUGAGAGUGGUGUGUUAAAGGGAUUUAAAGGAGAAUUGAUUCAUGUUUAUAACAAACAUGAUGGUGCCUUGAAGAACACAGAGUACUUCAAACAGUUAAAAGACAACAGCAACAUCAUAUUGCUUGGAGAUUCACAGGGAGACUUAACUAUGGCAGAUGGAGUAGCAAAUGUUGAACACAUUCUUAAGAUUGGCUAUCUAAAUGAUAAAGUAGAAGAGCUUCUGGAAAAAUACAUGGACUCUUAUGAUAUUGUUUUGGUGAAAGAUGAAUCUUUGGAUGUGGCCAAUUCCAUCCUACAGAAAAUCCUGUAAAUUGCAUCCUCAAGUCAUUCUACUUCUCCUAAUGGACAGAAGAGCACAUUUGUGUUAUCUUAGAGAUGUGUUUAUUAUUCAUAUUGUUUUCUGAACUCUUGUAAUUCUUAAUUUAAAAAUUUUGAUCAUCACUUUGGUAUCUAAAAGUAAUAUCCAGCAUCCAUUGUCAACUGGAAGCUUUACUGUUCUUAUGCCACCCCUCACUGUCUCUCACCUCUGCUCUGUUUUAACAAAUGUGAUUAACUUUACUGCUUAGAGGACAUUACAAUUUGUUCUUUUAAUCAUGCAUAUGAGAGGGGUGUUUUAGAAAUUGGAGUUAUUUUGUAACAUUUAAGAUGUAAACAUUCUGUGAUUAGCUAAUGUGCAGGGGUCUGUGUUGCAUUUUGUACAGUCCUGAGUUGUCUCUCACACAGACAGCUAUUUUCAAGAAUCAUAGUUGCACGGGAGGGUAGUGGUGUUAUUUUAAAUGUUUCACAAUACAAGUUUUCAUAAUUUUUUUUCCCCUGGUGAAAAUGAUACAACAUAAAGAUGUGAUUCAGACAAAAUGUUACUGUA
Messenger RNA from Malaclemys terrapin pileata, 1902 nucleotides. RefSeq names its product 5'-nucleotidase, cytosolic IIIA (gene NT5C3A). Bases 97 to 1347 code for a protein of 416 amino acids. Gene Ontology annotation, molecular function: magnesium ion binding; 5'-nucleotidase activity. Gene Ontology annotation, cellular component: cytoplasm. The record is from RefSeq and is a predicted model, not a curated record. The transcript is spliced from 10 exons. NCBI's taxonomy places the organism in Eukaryota, Metazoa, Chordata, Testudines, Emydidae.